Molecule: messenger RNA, 4718 nt
Organism: Salmo salar (Atlantic salmon)
Lineage: Eukaryota; Metazoa; Chordata; Actinopteri; Salmoniformes; Salmonidae
Source: RefSeq, a predicted model, not a curated record
GGAUGUCCCCGGGGAGGCUGUCACCCCUUCUCAGGGUUGCGACCCCACACAGCCCCGCCCAGGAAGAGACCGUCCCCCUCCUCGUCCAAUCAGGCGGCUCGGGAGAGGAAACAGAAGCACUUAUCCCUCCUGCUGCAGGAGGCGGGGCUUAGCUCCUCCGACGACUCCUUCGAUCAAGAGUCCUCCACUGAGGAUGAUGACGAGGAAGAGUCAUUGUGCUCCGAGGGGAGUGAGCUGGAGGAGAGUGGGUUGGGCCUACUGGCCAGGUUCGCAGCCAGCGCCCUCCCGGUAAACCCCGCCCCCUUGCCCCGUCUCCACGACAACAAACACCGUAGCAGGCAAAGCGUUCUGGGUGUCGGUUCUGGUUCUGACCUGCGUCUGAGGAAGUUCCCCUCUCUGCUCCACGGAAAACGCUCCGCUCCCCAACUCCCCCUGUUACCCCCGGCGACGCGCCACGGCGACCAGACUGGCGACGAGAUCUCGCCGGUCAAACGCAAACCCCGCCCAUCUCCCCGGUCGCCCCGGAGAUUCACCUUUGACCCCCCCGGGGGGCUAGGGGGAGGGGCUAGCGAGGAGGAGGGAUGGACACGCAGACGCAGCGAGAGGAUUUUCCUUCAUGAUGCCACCACCAAUCAGAUCUCUCCCUCCAGCAAAGACCCUCCAAUCAGCGCUAAGCCCGCCCCCAGACCUAAAACCACACCGAGGGAGGGGAAAGACUUGAAGAAGAAGAAGCUGAAGGACUCUCCCCUGAACCCGCCCUCUCUGUCUAGUCCAAUCACAGAGAGCCCUGUAGUAGCCCCUCCCCUCAGCCCUGCACGCAAGAGCCAAUCAAAAGCCAAAGCUAAACCCAGAGAGGCUCGUGGAGCGGUCAGUAGGCUGAUGAAGAGUAUGGAGGCUGACGAAGACUUCGAACCCAGUCAGGACAGCAGCUUCUCUGAAGACGAUGGACCUCCUCCGUCAAACCUGGCUGAGAGGACCCUGUCGUCAGCUCCGGUCCAGUGUGUGUUAGAUAAAGACUCUCUUCAGGAUGGUCUCAGGGUUCUGAUCCCCAUGGAUGAUCAGCUGCUGUAUGCCGGACACGUCAACACCGUACACUCCCCGGACAUUUACAGCGUGGUGGUGGAGGGAGAGAGAGGAAACAGACCUCAUAUCUACUGUCUGGAACAACUCCUGCAGGAGGCUAUUGUGGAUGUGAUGCCUCCAUCAGUGUGGAAUCUCCCUGAAGGCUGUCGUAUUGCUGCAUACUGGAGCCAACAGUACCGCUGUCUCUACCCCGGCACCGUCGUCAACGGAAGUUCAGACGGUGAUGACAGUGAUGACCUCAUCACGGUGGAGUUCGAUGACGGGGACACGGGUCGCAUCCCCCUGUCCCACAUCAGACUGCUGCCCCCUGACUACAAGAUACAGUGUGCUGAGCCCUCCCCCGCGCUGCUAGUGGCCAGCUGCUCCAGGAGGCGUGUCAGGAAGUGCAGCAAGGACACCAGUGAGACGAGGCCUAAAGCAGGGGACUCCGCCCCCAAGGGCAGAGGGAGACCGGCCAAGAAACCCAAACCUGAGCCCCCAGUGAUCCCAGACCCCCUGGAGAAGAUGUCCCCUCCGGGACCCAGCCAGGCUCAGCUCCCCACCAGACCAGCCCAAGACAGGCCUUCCUCCUCCCAGAGACCUGCUCAGGAAAAACCCCUGUCUUCCCCCAGGCCGGGACCAGGCCGACCUUCCAAGCCCACCAGCACCCCCAGCCUGCCUGCCUCCCCACGCAGCCAGAACACCAGGAGACCCAGCUCAGCUCAGGCCUCUCCCAAGCCCCCCUCUCUCUACCACCCAGCCCCUUACGGGAAGGUACUAAGGGUGGACCUGUAUAGCCAACCCAACCUCACCUCUUGUAACGUCAGUACCCAACCUAACCCUAAACCCAACCUUAAGUCUAAACUCUCCCCUUCACUACUUAAACCCAACCCUACUUCCCCUACCAUCAGACCAAACUCUCUUCUACCUAACCCUAAAACUAACCUUACCUCGGUACCAAAAUCCAAACCUAGACCUAACUCUACAGCAGAACUUCCCAGACCUGGGUCUAAAGCUAACUUUAAUCCUGAUCACAACAAACCCAGAACCGCUCCCAAAGCAAUCUCCAGACCCAAACAGAACCAUAACAAACCCCCCAGACCCACCCUGGAUCCUUCUACCAGGCCCAGAACCAUCCCCGGGCCCAGCUCUAGUACCUCUAAACCCACAACCAGCCCUGGGCCCAGCUCUAGUAUCUCAAAACCCAGAACCAGCCCUGGGCCCAGCUCUAGUAUCUCCAAACCCAGAACCAGCCAUGGGCCCAGCUCUAGUAUCUCCAAACCCAGAACCAGCCCUGGGCCCAGCUCUAAUACCUCCAAACCCAGAACCAGCCCUGGGCCCAGCUCUAGUACCUCCAAAUCCAGAACCAGCUCAGACCACUCUGCUGCCAGACCCAGAACCAGUCCCGGGCCCAGCUCUAGUACCUCCAAACCCAGAACCAGCCCCAGGCCCAGCUCUAGUACCUCCAAACCCAGAACCAGCUCAGAACACUCUGCUGCCAGACCCAGACCUGACCCUACCACCUUUAUUCCUGGUAUCUCCAGACCCAGGCAUGUCCCGGGGGAGGGCGGGUUGGGACAGGGGCGUAAGGCCCUCCCAGAGGAGCCCUUAGUAAAGCUGGACCACGAGGGCGUGACCUCACCCAAAACCAAGAAGACCAAGGCUCUGAUGCUGCUGGAGGGGAGGGGCUUACGGCAAGAACACACGCCCCUUGUCGCGGCCGCAGCCAUCCAGAAACCGGCGAGGGUAAAAAGGAGGGCUCCGGAGAGCGAAGCUGGGCCGCUGGGGAGAGAACCCGCUUACAGAACGCCUUCUCUGGGCAGAGAGAGAGACCGAGGUGGAGGGGAGGAGAGGGAGAAGAGAGGGGAGGAGAGAGGGGAGGAGAGGGAGAAGAGAGGGGAGGAGAGGGAGAAGAGAGGGGAGGAGAGGGAGAAGAGAGGGGGGGAGAAGAGAGGGGAGAAGAGAGGGGAGGAGAGGGAGAAGAGAGGGGAGGAGAGAGAGAAGAAAGGGGAGAAGAGAGGGGAGGAGAGGGAGAAGAGAGGGGAGGAGAGAGAGAAGAGAGGGGCUUCUCACGGCAGCAGUAGUUCAGGAUCUGAGGAAGAGGAAGAGACGGUGAAGAAGAGAGGGGAGUCUCACGGCAGCAGUAGUUCAGGAUCUGAGGAAGAGGAAGAGACGAAGAAGAAAACGAAGUGUAGCUCCAGCUGCUCCCACCCCUCCUCCCCAGCCUCCUCCUCUUCGUCCUCCUCUAGCACCUCCUCCUCCUCCUCUUCCUCCUCCACUGACGAGGAGUCCUCUUGCAGCUCUGACGAGGAGACCGCCCCCACUCCCCUUGGACCUCUCCCCGUCUCCCAGUCUCCAACUACCCCACGGGAGGAGGUAGAGGUGGAGGAAGAGGAGGAGGAAGAGGAACAAAUAAAAAAAAUGAAAAAGGCAGAGGGGGAAGAGGAAGAGGAGGAGGAAGAAGUAUUAGAAGAAGAUCAAUCUCCUUCCUCUCCUCCCACGUCUAUCUCCCCGUCCUCCAAGCCAGCCAGGCCCCGGGGUCGUCCAGCCCGGCAGAAGACCCAGGGAGGUGUGGGGUCGGUGGGCAGGCCCCGGGGUCGUCCAGCUCGGCACCUCCCCACCACCAAGGAGCUGGCUAAGAGACAGCGAUUACCGAGCGUAGAGAACAGACCCAAGAUCUCUGCUUUCCUGCCUGCCAGACAGCUCUGGAAGUGGUUCGGCAAACCCACACAGAGACGCGGUAUGAAAGGGAAGGCUAAGAAGUUGUUCUACAAGGCCAUCGUGAGGGGGAGAGAGAUGAUUGGUAUCGGGGACUGCGCUGUGUUCCUUUCAGCCGGCCGACCCAACCUGCCCUUCAUAGGGAAGAUCCAGAGCAUGUGGGAGAGCUGGGGAUCCAACAUGGUGGUCAGAGUUAACUGGUUUUAUCACCCGGAGGAGACCAACCCUGGCAAGAAACUACACGACAAGAAGAACUGGGAUCAGAUGUCUGGUCAGUCUCUUCCUUCAUCUCUGCUCUCCUCCAACCAGAGGAAAGACUUCAUGGAGCGGGCUCUGUACCAGUCGUCCCACAGCGACGAGAACGACGUCCAGACGGUCAGUCACAAGUGUCUGGUGGUCAGCGUGUCAGAGUACGACGCCAUGAGCCUGACGCGUCGCUACGCCGACAGCCAAGACCUGUACUACCUGGCCGGGACGUACGAACCCACCACCGGUAUGAUCUACAACACGGACGGAGUCCCCGUCAUCUGAUGAACCAACACGCUAACGACACCGGACCCUCGACCUCGAACCAAACGCCGAAGGUCCAUCCUGUCAACUCGUAACGUUUCAUCCAACGAACGGAAGACCACCUGAGAGAGAGAGAGAGAGAGAGAGAGACUACAGACUGUAUUUACAAACGCUUUGAAACACAAGGAUCUUCUCUAUAGACACACACACACACACACAGAGACUUCUACCUGUAAAUACAUACAAUAAUUCUAACACUCAUAGAUAUAAAUAUAAAAGACAGGAAGUGAUUUUAUUUACUAGGGAAGAAAUCCUCCUCUCUGGAUCAUAGCUGUAUGUCACAGUAGUUUUGAUGAGAGGAGGAGGUCUGUCUAUCUGACAGAGGUAUUACACUAACAUAACGAGAGAGAGAGAGAGAGAGAGACAGA